Molecule: messenger RNA, 960 nt
Organism: Paecilomyces variotii
Lineage: Eukaryota; Fungi; Ascomycota; Eurotiomycetes; Eurotiales; Thermoascaceae
Exons: 1
Coding region: 1-960 (319 amino acids)
Source: RefSeq, a predicted model, not a curated record
AUGGGAAUACUACGUCUCCCUCGUCCAGCCGGUAUCUACAUCCCCAGUACCACACGGACAGUGACAACAGAUAUGAUCUCGCCGCCCAUGUCGCCCGAUGCGGACUUCGAUUUCGAGACCCUUGUCCCAUCAGCCCGGUCGGCUCUCCAAUACAUCUCCAGAAAACUGCAGCAGAAAGCGAUGCACCUCACUAUGCUAGUCGGAUGGGAGAAGCCAUUCCCCACUGGUCAGAGUUCAGAUCUGACUGUCAUCCCCGUCACGGCGUUGGAUCGGGAGUCGCGCAAGACACUAGAGCGGAUUAUCGAGAAAGCAUCGAGGAAGUUCUCGCUUGGGCAGAGCUGGGUAGAUGCUCUAGCAGCGGGCCAGCUGCAGCGGCAUAGCAAUGAGUAUAUCAUCGAGCAAUCCCUCAGGCAGAAUGAGAUUCUGUUCAGUGAGGAAGGGCUUACGUUGCUCAGUAUCGAUCGGGUCUAUAUGCUCAAACGUCGUCUCUGCAUGCUGUCUCACGGAACGACUCGCAUCCCAGAAGAAACAUACAUCAGUUCCUGUGUCCACCUGCUCAGGCAGACGAUCAAACAUUUACAGGGCCGGCCGUUCAGCAAGGCCUUUUUCCAUCGUGUCUAUGACCACUUGGAUGUUUCGGACCAGGUUCUGGUGAAGGUGGCGGAUGCUUACAGAACUAAAUACCGCCAGGAUGGCAUCGUCUUUCAGCGCGUGCAUCAGAAGCAAGAAUGUCAGCGACGCUCCCCGUUUCGAGGCCCUCGGGUUGGUCGAAGACAACAGCAGCCGAUACCACCACGCAGUGGUACGCCCCUGCGACGAGGCCCGACGACACCAGUGUCUGCGUCGGAUGUUACGCCUAUAACGCGGAAUGAAUGGAAUAUCCUCAUCGGGCCGGAGUUUCAUCAGAACGAGCGGACGGUGACUAUGUGGAUUCCGUCGCCGGAGAUGGCUGUUCGAUGA